AAGAUCAUGCACUCUGUUCUUGUCUCGUUUCUGUGCGCGAUUUCAAGUGCUAUUUAUCGGCAUUUUCUUCGAUCGAACUUGUUUCGUUUGUUUGUUGUUUUCCCCCUAAUUUUCUGAAAAACUUGUGGUGGAAAUGGUAGAUAUCUAGACAUCAGACAGUAUCUAGAAUCAGCGGCAGAAGGGCAUUAUCCAGAUUCCAGUCGGUAUCAGCCUUUCUGCACGGAUAUACCUUUGAACACUGUUCACUGCUGUGAACUAGGGUUCUUGACUCGAUCGUCAUCUCUUCUCAUUUUGCAAUCGUGAUCGAUAUUCCGCCAUACCCAUUUCUCACUUGCUGUUCCAGAUAGUGAAAACCUCAAUGUCGGUGCCAAACUUCAUCAGAUUUACGUUUUAAACGCGAAGAGUCGAAGGACGGGAGAUAACACAGAGACGUAAUGGCGUCUGAGAGAGAGGAUUUCAGCCUCUCGGGGCCAUUGCACCUAACAGCUAUAGAUUGGGCAAAUGAACAUCACCGGCGGUCUCUAGCUGCCUGUUUGGUCCAAGGCAUCUAUAUUGCAGAGCGUGACCGCCAGCUUCGACGGGAAGGUUCUGAAGCUCUAGCUCCUCCUUGGUCAGAGUUUUUCAAUUUCCGGCUCAUACGUCAUCUCGUGGACGAUGCUGAUUUCUCCAUUUUUGGAGGUAUCUAUGAGUACAGACCGCCCUCAUCGUCCUCCCAUUCUAUCAAAUCGCUGGAACUGAGACCGCGUUAUGUAAUCGCUUUCAGAGGAACGCUCACCAAACCGGAUUCUGUUUCCCGGGACAUCGAGCUCGACAUCCACAUUAUCCGGAAUGGGCUUCACAGGACAACCCGUUUCGAGAUCGCCAUCCAAGCAGUCAGAAGCAUGGUUGCCGCCGCCGUUGGUAACGGUUCCUCCGGCAUCUGGCUUGCCGGGCACUCUCUCGGAGCAGCCAUGGCGUUGCUGACGGGAAAAACAAUCGCUAAGACUGGGAUUUUCCUAGAAUCGUUCGUCUUCAACCCGCCAUUCUUGUCUCCUCCGCUCGAGAGAAUCAAGGACAAGAGGAUCAAACAUGGGAUACGGAUUGCAGGGAGCGUGAUCACAGCCGGGCUUGCCCUAGCUGCAAAGGCAACCCAAAACCAUCACCACCAUGGCCAACAACACAGAGCAGCACUGACGGGGAACGACCCAUUCACCGCCUUGUCUGAAUGGCUUCCUCGGCUGUACGUGAACUCGAAUGACCACCUGAGCUCGGAGUAUGUCGGCUACUUCGAACACAGGAAGAAGAUGGAGGAGAUCGGGGCCGGUGCCAUAGAGAAGCUGGCGACUCAGCACUCGUUGGGCGGGUUGCUGAUGAAUGCUGUGACCGGAGGAAAGAACGCUGCCAUGGCGGAAGAGCCGAUCCAUCUGAUCCCGUCAGCGAUCGUUACGGUGAACUCGAGCCCCUCGAGGGAUUUCAAGGAAGCUCAUGGGAUUCACCGGUGGUGGAGAGAUGAUCAGAAGAUUGAGUCCAAAGUCUACAAGUACAAAUGAAAUGACCCUAACCUUCUGAAAACCGGGAUUAUUUUUCUCGGCAUGUGUAUUGUAAACUGGAAUCUGGGUUACUGGUAAUGUUGUGAGAGAACAGAUGAUGAUGAUGAUGACGACGUUGUUCUUGUCUGACCAUACCUCCCAUGUGUAAGCUCAUGGAUCCGAAUGGUCAAAGUCAAACGAGAAUAUGUAAUGUCUGUUUCAUUUAGUUUCUGAUUUGAUUUUGCUUGA
Tarenaya hassleriana is the source of this 1757-nucleotide messenger RNA. RefSeq names its product GDSL esterase/lipase At4g10955. Bases 435 to 1529 code for a protein of 364 amino acids. The transcript is spliced from 4 exons. NCBI's taxonomy places the organism in Eukaryota, Viridiplantae, Streptophyta, Magnoliopsida, Brassicales, Cleomaceae. The record is from RefSeq and is a predicted model, not a curated record. Gene Ontology annotation, biological process: lipid metabolic process.